Molecule: messenger RNA, 954 nt
Organism: Ophidiomyces ophidiicola
Lineage: Eukaryota; Fungi; Ascomycota; Eurotiomycetes; Onygenales; Onygenaceae
Exons: 2
Coding region: 1-954 (317 amino acids)
Source: RefSeq, a predicted model, not a curated record
AUGUGCACGCCGAGCAUCGGCCCGCCAUACACCACCGCGGUCCAGUUCAUGUUUGCCGGUCUGGACGUUGCAUACACGGUCAGCACUGCAUCACCAAGAAACGGAGGGGAUAUAAACCUACGUCAGCUUCGAGCCCGUAUACGUCGGAAGACACAGGAUCGGCAGCAUCAAGAUCACAAACGCCACGCCCAACAUCCCGAUGAUGGGGCUGUACCGGCCCAGGCUCCACGGGCCGGGCCGGAACUUCUCCUUGACGACGAACACGCGGAUGGCAAUGGGGAUCGCAAAGGCGACGAACGAGGCGAUGGCGCCGAUGGAGAACAGGGCGCCCAUGGCCAGCUCGCCGGCGAAGAUCAGCAGCGUCGCCAGAAUGCCGAUGGCGCAGUUGAUCCACACCGCGUUCACGGGCGUCGUCGUGCGCUGGUUGACCUUCUUCCAGACGUCCGAAUACGGGAAGCAGCCGUCGCGCGCGUACGCGUACGUGACUCGCGACGCGGCGAUCAUGCAGCCGUGGCCCAUCGAGAAGCCGCAGAUGAUGGUCAGCGCGAGAAUGGCCACGGCGAUUUUCCGGGGCAUCACCUGGAAGAGGAACGACGCCCAGGGCUGCGACAGGUCCGACUCCAUCACCUCCCGGAUGUCCUUGACCGUGUAUGCUACCGCCACCUGCAGAAGCCAGCCCGCAAUGCCGCCAAACGUCGACGUGAGCACGAUGGCUCGGGGCGCCGCAAUGUUGGCGUUGGAGCAUUCUUCUGUGAGAUGGAAGGGGGAAUCGUAUCCGGACAUGGUCCAAAUCACGCUGACGAAAGACAUGAGGACGGCUACCCCGUCUGGAUAGGAGGUCCCCUUGUACACUUUCUUCCAGACGUCUGCAGAAGAGUUGAACCUUGGGGAAUUUGUGGUCCCAGCAGGGAUAGCUAUAAGGACAGUGAUGAGGGCGAGAAGGUUGAAAGCUGA